UUGGAAUUUUGAUAAAUCAUUGUUCGAUCGAUCUUCAAGAUGUGAAGGAUAUUAGAAAAUCUUUCGGCAAUCAAUCUUAGGGGUAUGUAACCUACUUGAAGGUUUUAUUUCCUAAAACUGUGGUAAAUUCAAGUUAGUAAUCGUUAAUGUAAUUUUGUUACAGCUCGUCCCAAAAUGUGCAUAAUUUAGCGUCUUAGAGCCUACCUAAAAUGGCGGCUGCUAAUCUUUUUCCUUCAAUUUAACAUAACUUGCAAAACCUAAUGUAACGUCAACCACCUCUUCGUCUUGCCACGCGGUCUGCAGGCGCCGUCGUUGGUAUAGGAAAUAAUGGACCCGGCAUAAACCCCGGUAAGUCAUUUAAUCGCUUCAUUGCCGUAAUUUAAAUCGCGCUGUGCCUCAGUUUAAAAUAUAAUUUUUCUAUAAAACUAAACGUGUUAAAACAUAAUUUUUUAACCUAGAACAUUUUCUUUGUUCUUAGGGUUUUUUUCUGGACCCUGGUUUUUUCCUGGACCCUGGUUUUUCUGGACCCUGGUUCUCUAAGGCUGUGCCAUCCGGUGGCAGCGUUCUUCUUGGCAGUGUCCGUGAAGUUAAGACUUUUAUGAAUAUACCUUUAGUUAAAUAUGGACUCUUUACGCUGAACAGGUAACCUGUAAUCCCUGUGAGCAAUUGCUUACUGCUAAACAUCCCCGGAGGUUGGGGCAUAACUUUUACUUUAGACAGUGUUAUGUUAGGAAGACAAAUUUUGAUAUUGUUGUCCGUAGACACAGAGAUGUCUAUGAUGUAUUUAGUGUAAAUUUCAAGAAAUAGUGGUGUCACUAAGAAGUAUUUAGUAUUACUUAUUUACUAAUAAAUAACUCGUGUUGACCGUAGCGGGUCAUAUAUAUUUAAGGAAUAAAGGUGUGUAUUAAAUAAAUUUGGGAUUUUCAUUUGGAUACGUCAUGCGCUUGAUGAGGAUAGUAUCCUGGCGUCCUACCUUAAAUUUUUGGAUACCUAUUCUCACUCCAUAGUGGCCUGAACCGCGACCCUAUCUAUGAUUGUAGUUAGCCGAAGGUAUUUGUGAACUUUUCAGUAGUGAAGUUUGGUGAGUUCUGGAUCACUCCAUAGAAACACGUUUCCUUCUAUGGAAACGGUCUUUAACAAUAAUAGAAUCGGAUCUUCUCCAUAUCCAGAGCUCACCCACACCUAUUACAGUGGCAUGCCCAACGUAUGGCCUAUGGAGUAUGACAUGUCCAAGUGAAACAUUUUUGCAUUAUUUUAGUAUUAAGGUUAUUUUAUGUAAAAGGGAUUGCAAGUUAUUGUUUUAAAUUGUUGCUUGAGUUGGAGGUUAAACUUAUAAAUUUAACCAACUUAUAAAUAAAACUAUACUACGCUAAAUAAUUAGCCUUACAUAAGAGAAAUUUUCUCACUAUUUUAAAAUACUUUAAAAGGGUUAAAAUCUAAUAAAGUUUUAACUUACUUUAAAAUAUUACAAUUCAAAACCUGACACUGACUUACUUCUGAUAUUAAAUAUCAAUCUUAAAAAAUGGAUUUCCUAAAUGCGGGAUGUAAAAUCAUACAUUUACAUAAAGACGAAAUGGCACAUGAACUGGCGAUUCGCAGACUUCCGGUUAAUCCUGUAUCGCGUCGGUCCAGCUUAUGUCAUGCGUUAAAACAGACUGCAGAUUUAGCCAAAAAGGGUAGUUUGAAGUGCCAGGACUUGUUAAUAAGUAACGAAGUUGCCGAAUUGGAGCUCUGCCAACGUAAGGUAGAGGAAAUAGAUUUAGAAGCGAAAGGAGACUUAACGGCGUCGGCGAUUGAUAGACUAUCCUCGCGAUGCAAAUAUCUUUUGUGUCGUGUUUCACGGUUACCUCAGGAGACCGAAGCGGUACUUCUGUUGAAAACAUUAAUUACUUCUUUAUUAGAUCGGUUGAAUGAGCAAGGCUCUUCUGCGUCGUCUGGGUCAGAUGAUGAUUUUCAAUCUCCUAACGAAUCUCGUAUUGUUAGGGAAAUUAUUUAUAAAACGGACAAGACUUUCAACAUAAAUUCCUUGAAUUUGAAAUUCAAAGGUGACACCUGCGUUCGUACGUUUCUGUCUCGCCUCGAGGAGUUGCGAGAUGCCAGAGGAAUUUCAGAGAGUCGUAUAUAUAGGGGAUUUCCUGAAGUUCUUGAGGGUCCGGCGUUGUCGUGGUUCCGGUCGCAACGUACGAAACUUACUACAUAUAAGGAGGUCACCGCGGCUCUACAAGAGGAGUUUGACAUACCUGAUUUGGAUCACCAAUUGUGGCAGGAAAUACGGGCUAGGACUCAAGCCAAGUCCGAAACAAUUGUCUUUUUCGUAUCAACCGUGUUAGGGAUGUAUGAGCGUCUGACGAAGGAGGUUCCUGAGCAAGAGAAGCUGGAUACUAUGAUGCGGAAUAUUCGCCCAGAGUAUUCCAAGGAUUUAGCCUUACACGACAUAGAAUCGAUAGAGCAAUUGAAGUCUUUGUGUAAGCGCAUUGAAUUGGCGCAAGUCAAGGCGAAGCAGUUUCGCGAACCGAUUCUCUCAAACAAGACUAAUGAUUCUUCCUCUGACAAUCCGUCGAAGAAUGUAGAACCUCGUAAUAAGUCGUUUCAGUCUCGUUUCCCUAAUUCUUCCAGAAACUUCGUUGCUUCUGUGGCACAAAGCUCUUCUCACACGAAAUGUUUUCGAUGUGGUAGGUCCAAUCAUAACACUAAAGAGUGUAAGAGCUCUCGAGAGAUCGUUUGCUUUAAAUGCGGAGAAAAAGGGGUGAAAACUCCAGAAUGUGUUAAAUGUAACUCCAAGACAAAAAACUAAAUAGGGUCUUUUCUGCUAAUAACAAUUCUAGAUCUUCUGCUCCCUGUCGUGCAGAAAAGACAAUCUUCUUUAAUCCUCCGAAGGGAGAUGACAGGGUAUAUGCUCUCUUAAAUAUACUUAACUUGAAUUUCAAGGCGUUAUUAGAUUGUGGAGCCAGUGUUAGUUUCCUGGGCCACAACAGCCAUUUAGUAUUCGCCACCGGUGGGAUACCUAUUCAAAAACAUACUAAACCGGUUAUGGUGAAUGUAGCUGACGAUCAUCGAAUCGUAGCCACUGAAUAUGUGAUUAUACCAGUAAAUUAUAAAGGUCAAGUUAAACUUAUACAUUUUAAUAUUCAACCGGAGAUUGCUACUCCAAUGGUACUUGGUUUAAACUUUUGGAGAGCCUAUGGAUUAGCUCCUGGCCUCAUUACUGAUAUAGAAAAGACUGAUUCUCAUUAUAUUGCUAGUCUUGACGUUUUACCGUCAGAGACAGGACUUACUACAUAUGAUUCUUUAUCUUCUGAACAAAAAUCUCAACUUGAGACUACUAAAUCUCUUUAUGAUCAAAUUGAUACGGAUAAGGUUGGUCUGGGAAAGACUCACUUAAUUGAACAUGUUAUAAAUACUGGGGAUUCUCCUCCGAUAAAACAAAAAUAUUAUCGACUCAGUCCUUUUAAACAAGCUGCUUUAGCGAAAGAAGUUGAUCGUAUGCUGAGGGAAGGAAUUGUCGAACCUUCGCAUUCUCCAUGGAAUUCUCCUGUCGUUAUGGUGGAAAAACCUAACGGAGAUUUAAGACUUUGUUUAGAUAGUAGAAAAGUAAAUGCAGUUUCAAAAUCUGAUGCGUAUCCCGUACCACACGUUCAAUAUAUACUGGACAACUUACGCGAUGCGAAAUUCCUUACAUCUCUUGAUUUAAGUGCGGCAUAUCAUCAGAUCCCUCUUAGUGAAGACUCCAAGGAGAAAACUAGUUUUACUGUACCAGGGAAGGGAUUAUUCCAUUAUAAGAGAAUGUGUUUUGGUUUAGUAGGUGCCUCUGCUACUAUGCAACGUCUCAUGGACAAUCUCUUUACUUCUCAUUUUGAUCACAAGGUUUUCUGUUAUAUUGAUGACAUAAUUAUUUGUACUUCCGAUUUUGAUGAACAUAUAAGGUUGCUCAAUGCCGUUUUUGAAAAACUAAAAUCGGCAAACUUAACUAUUAAUAUGAAAAAAUCAUCCUUCUGUAGGAGUGAACUUAAAUAUCUUGGGUAUUUAGUUGAUCGAUACGGUCUGCGAACCGAUCCGUCUAAAAUUGAUGUAAUUUUAAAUUUUCCUACUCCCAAAGAUGCUAAGGAUAUUAAACGUUUUCUGGGAAUGUGCGGUUGGUACCGACGUUUCAUUAAUAAUUUCGCAAAAAUAGCUCGUCCCUUAUCUCGCUUAACGAGUAAGAAAGUAAAAUUUGAAUGGACAGAUGAAGUCAACGAUUCUUUUAACAUACUUAAAUCUGCCUUAGUUUCUUCUCCUAUUCUUAAAUGUCCCGACUUUAAUGAAUGCUUCUAUAUCCAUACGGAUGCAUCUUCUUACGCCGUAAGCGCUGUUCUGAUUCAACCUUUUAAUGGAGUCGAUCAUCCUAUUGCCUACUGCAGCCGCACACUUAACCAACCAGAGACGAACUAUUCAGCUACUGAGCGCGAACUCUUAGCUGUGAUUUAUGGUCUUGAGCAAUUUCGUGCAUAUGUAGAAGGGAGAAAAUGUUAUAUUGUAACAGAUCAUGCAUCUUUAAAAUGGUUUCAAAACUUAAAAAACCCUACAGGACGAUUAAAUAGAUGGGCGUGUAGAUUGAGUCAAUUUAAUUUUGAAAUAAUUCACCGGAAGGGCAAAGAACAUGUCAUACCUGACUGUCUUUCUCGUAUUCACGUCAGUUCUUUAAAUUCUGCUACUAUUCAAGAUCCUUGGUAUCUUGAUCUAUAUAAAAAGGUGUCUGAAAAACCUACACUCUUUCCCAACUUUAAAAUUGAAAAUGAUAAACUUUUCCGUUACUCUAAGAAUAAGUAUCGUCUGACAGCUCAAUUUGACUGGAAGCUGGUACUUCCUUAUGAGCAUCGUAAUGAAGUCCUAAAUAAGUGUCAUGAUGAUCCUACAGCAGGUCAUUUUGGCGUGGGUAAAACUCAUUCCAAGAUAGCCGACAUAUAUUAUUGGCCUACUUUAUUUCAGGACGUCAAGGAUUACGUCGACUCUUGUGAAAUUUGUAAAACUUAUAAACCUGUUAACUUAGCUCGUCCUGGUUUGAUGGGUAAUCCACGACGUAUAUCGUCGCCAGGCGAAGCAAUAUCUUGUGAUAUUCUUGGUCCCUUUCCUCCAUCUUAUCUGAGAAAUCAGUAUCUCUUCGUAUGUGCUGAUUAUUUCAGUAAGUAUGUGACUUUGUUUCCACUACGCAACAUAACUGCUAAAGCUAUCGUUAAGUGUAUGGAAAAAGGGAUAUUUCUUAUACAUGGGGUUCCUAAAUAUAUAUUCUGCGACAAUGGUGUUCAAUUUACUUCCAAAGACUUUCGAGACUUAAUGUCCAAAUAUGAUGUCCCUCAUAAUUUCUAUAACCCUAGGUAUCAUCCUCAGACGAAUCAAACGGAACGAGUGAACCGUGAACUAGUAAGAACCAUUGCCUCAUACGUGCGUUCUGAUCACCGUAACUGGGAUAAGAACGUAUCGGAAAUACAAUGUGCAUUGAAUACAGCUCGUCACGAAGUAACUAAAAAUACACCGUAUUUCUUAACACAUGGUCGUCAAAUGAUUCUAGAUGGUUCCCUUUAUAAUAGCGAAGGUCCCAUAGAUCAAAACGCGCUCGAAUUAGAUACCAGUGGUGCUUUUUCUGAAAGACUUAAAGAGCUCAAAACUGUAUUUCAAAAAGUGCGUUACUCGUUGAUUGCCUCCCAUGAACGUAACGCUAGGUAUUAUAACAUGAGGAAGCGUCACGUAGAACUGGAAGAAGGACAAAUCGUUUAUAAAAGAUGUUUCCCAUUGUCAAAUGCAGCAAAACAUUUUUCUGCUAAAUUAGCGCCCCGUUAUGACAAAUGUGUCAUUCAUAAAAAAUUGAGUCCUCUUGUAUACUCUUUAAAAUCCUUAGAAGGAAAACUUCUAGGUAACUUCCAUAUAAAAGACAUUGUACGUCCUGGUGAAGCCGAGCCGUCUUCCUAGCGGUACUCGUCUUAACACCAAUUGGAUACUUACACUUGAAAAUAUCCUAUGUGAUACUAAAUAUUGAACGUACCUACUAAACUGAAGGCGACCUGGCACAAGCUGGUUUUCAUCAGACUGGGUAUUUGUUCCAUGUUUUUGUUUUUUAUUGGUACCGGGUGCACACGGACCAACAUUAAUCUUUCAUGUGUCCUUAUAAAGACAUAAAACUUUAAAUAAUCUGAAUAAACUGCAGAAACUUACUUUACUUAUAAACCCUAAAC
This is a messenger RNA of Cydia pomonella (codling moth), 6206 nucleotides long. RefSeq lists its product as uncharacterized. The coding region runs from base 1523 to 2794 and encodes 423 amino acids. The record is from RefSeq and is a predicted model, not a curated record. Gene Ontology annotation, molecular function: nucleic acid binding; zinc ion binding. Lineage: Eukaryota; Metazoa; Arthropoda; Insecta; Lepidoptera; Tortricidae. The transcript is spliced from 2 exons.